AUGCAAAAGGCAAUGAAAAGCGCAGAAUAUAUAAAAGCUAAUAAUGAUUGGUUAGAUGCCCAAGCCAACGCUAAAGCAGCCCAACUUAUAGGGUCAAUAAGGACAAAAAUACAAGCGGAUGAAGACAGUUCAAAUGAAGCUUUAAUGAAUGCUGACUUUAAGAACGCCUUCGAAGCUCUUCAUAGUAAGGUGAAACUAGUGAACGACUUCUCAUCUGGAAAGAAACUGAAGUCUGAAGGUUUCGACAAAGAGUUAAAAGAAGUAGCCCAAAAUAUGACGAAAAUAACAGAUGCAGCAACGAGACAGGCAGUUCAAAGUGCCUAUGACGCCGUUAGAGCAACUGUUGUGGAAAGUCAAGAAAAAGAGUUACAACAGACCAAAACAGACCUAGUAAAUGCUUUCUUAAAAACGAAAAGUCAGGUAGGACAUUAUGCUGCAGAUGGAACAUAUGUGCCAGCUGGUGGAACUUAUAUACCACCAAACCCUCCAAGAGAAGCACCUGCACCAGGACUACCUAAAACAUUUACAUCGUCACAUGGACACAGACACAGGCAUGCACCAAAACCAACACAACAACCAACAGUUCAAAAUCCAGCACAACAACAACAACCAAAACCAACAGUUCAAAACCCUGCACAGCAACCAAAACCAGCACAACAACCACCUCCACAACCAGCACAGCAACCAUCUCCACAACCAGAGCAAGGACAUAAAAGAAGUAGAGAACAAGGAAACCAAGAAUUCUUAAAAAUGCUUAAGGAAGAUUAUGGUUACCCAGAUACUCUUGACUUUAGUGACAGAUAUAAAGAAGCUAUUAGAAAGUUCAAGGAAGGAAAUACUGACCCGAACCUAUUUAGCUUUAUGGUUCAGCACCAAAUGGGAUAUAAUUUCAAACCUGGAAAAUACAAGCUCGCUAAGGGAUAUGAUUUAAUAGCAUAUCAUCCAAAUGACAUGAAUGAAUUUACUCCGAGAUAUUUGGUGUCAGAGCUAAAUGAUAAUUCAACUCUCUUCAUGAAACGCGUAAAAAAUAGAGACGGAACGAAAGAAGAAAGGUUUAUGAGUCCGGAUGACUUAGAUAGGGAACUUGUUAAAAACGGUCUCGGAAUAUAUGAAAUGCCAGCAGAUGAG
This is a messenger RNA of Trichomonas vaginalis G3, 1128 nucleotides long. RefSeq names its product protein of unknown function, DUF4106 family. The annotation marks the transcript as partial. The record is from RefSeq and is a predicted model, not a curated record. The transcript has a single exon. NCBI's taxonomy places the organism in Eukaryota, Parabasalia, Trichomonadida, Trichomonadidae.